Fusarium coffeatum is the source of this 960-nucleotide messenger RNA. RefSeq lists its product as uncharacterized. The record is from RefSeq and is a predicted model, not a curated record. Bases 1 to 960 code for a protein of 319 amino acids. Lineage: Eukaryota; Fungi; Ascomycota; Sordariomycetes; Hypocreales; Nectriaceae. The transcript has 2 exons.
AUGCGUUUUGUUCCACCCGCAUGGGGGAACCACAAAUCCAGCCAUAGGAUUUCCCACGAACAGAUGCGUCUUAUCCAAGAUGCCAUCGAGAGAGAUCACCGAGAAAAUAACAAGGACGCGGCUAUAGUCGUUGUCGUUGACGAAGAAGCAAGGGCCCGACAAGUGGAAAAGAAGUGGAAGAAACAUCGUUGGCAACUAUGGAAGAGGAGACCGUUUUUUCGCAUCACUACAAACAAAAGGCUACAAAAUGCCAUUACAAAGGUAUCUUGCAACGAGGAUGUAAAUCACCUUACAAUCAUUGCAUGUGAAGAAGUUGAUACGAUCUCACCACAAGUGCACGCACCUUACGUUCGGAGUAUGAAAACUCUCCAGUGCGGUCGUCAGGACCAUAUUCAGAAAGUUUUGGACAUCGGAGACGCCUUUAGCUUCAACAACAAGCAUCUUGAUAAUUGCGGCUUCCAACUUGGAUCCAAUGGAAGCUGGGAAUUUGACUGUACUUCGAACAUUACCUUCGGACGGGAGAAGUCUUCCGUUCCACUUGGGAACGAGGAGCAUGAAGCAGAUAGCCCAAGUGGGACACAAGAGACUAAGACAACUGGCGGGUGGUGGAAAAGCUGGAGAGGAUUCGUUGCUAGUGCUGUGGGCCUGGUGGUUGCGGCUGCCAAAGCGGUUUCCAGUGUCCUCAUUUCAGCCAAAGGGUACUGCCUCAGCCUUUCUUGGAAGAGCUUUUAUCUCUACCUUUAUCAAGGUAGUGCUACCGCUUCCUUGAGCACAUCAGCGGCUUGCGUCGCCAUGGGGUACGGUCUUGUUGCGUUUCUUGUUGUCUACUUUGUGCCUUGGGAUGAUCUGUUCAACUGGUUCGAUUGCACUGCACAAUCGUGGUACAACGGCGUCUUGUCUUGGUGGAACCGAGCUGUGGCAAGUGGGAGACGUGGCCGUGAGUACUCUCGUGUUAUUUAA